UACGCAGUACGUAAAUGAAUUACGGACGCUUCACAAUUCUACGCUGUAACAUUGUGGUACGGACGCGUGGUUCAGGUAACCUCGAAAAACUCGUAUCCGACCACGUUUGGAAGAGUGUACCUUUGUAUUAAAAUUAUCAAAGAGAAUCAUGGUUCAAGUAGGCAUGCCUAAAAAUACUAAGAAACGGUCAGCAAGUGAUUCUAAUCCAAUUGAAAAGAAACCACCAGGAAAUUUGAGUAAAGAUGCUAAAAAGAAGAAAACAGAAAGUGUAGCUGUACAAAAUGGACAAACAAAGAAGCAAAUUAAAAAAGAUAUGCCCAAAAAAUUAAAUAAAGAGAAGAACGUAGGACUUCCUGAAGGUUCUAAAAAACAAACAAAUGAAGGCAAACCACAAAAAACUGCAGAAGAGAAAUUAGCAUUGUUGAAAAGUAGACAAGAACAACGUGAAAAGCGUAAAGAAAAUAGAGUAAAGAAUAGAGGAUUGCAAAUUGAUUUAACUCCUGAAGAAAUAAAGAAGAAGAUUAAAGAAAUAGAAAAGAGGCAAAGUCUCACGAAAUCUGCUAAGAGAAAAUUGGCAUCACUUAGAAAAAAGUUAAGUGUAUUGGAGGGUACUGACGUUUCUAAAGACGGCAAAAUAAAACAGGAAGUAAAAGUAAAAAAUGAAAAAUCAGUGGAAGGUGCAAAAAAGAAACAAGCCGUACAAAAGAAAAAUGCCCAAGGAAAAUUGGGAACUAAGUCAGUUAAACAGAAUGAAAAGAAUGGUACAGUAAAGAAAGGAAAGAAAGAAGAAAAAGAAGAAGAGGAUGAUGACGACGACGAUGAUGAUGAUGAUAAUCUUGAAAUGGACGAUGAAUCAGAUGGAGAUGAAGAUGAAAGUAAUAUGGAAGAUGAGGAUGAAGAAGAAGAUGACGAGAAUGACGAUGAAGAAGAUAACGCAGUCAAACAAGAAGUAACAAAUCAAAAAGAUGUUCAAGAGAAUAAGAAAAGAUAUGUUCUCUUUGUUGGAAACUUACCAUACACUGCUACACCUGAAGAAAUUAAAAAGCACUUUUUGACUAAAGUCAGCGAAGUAGCUAACAUUAGAAUACCUAAGAGAGAUGACAACAAACCUCGUGGAUUCGCUUAUGUUGAAUUGAACAAUAGUACAGAUUAUGAGAAAGGACUUGCUUUGAACCAUUCAUUCAUUAGUGGAAGAAGGAUAAACGUGCAAUAUUCAGCACCUAACAAGAAAGAAGGUGUCGCAAAGAACUUCAAAAUGCACGCUCUCCAAAAGGCAGGAAUGUUAGCAGGUGGGAAACGAAAAGCAUUUUCCAUGGCUGGAGGCAAGAAAAACCAGAAUAGACGACCGACGAAAGCAUAAUUACUGAAUCAGUAGAAUUAAUUCUAAAUGAAUUUUUAUCUGUCACUAUCUUCGUUAUUCUGAAAGUAGAUAUAAGAUUUUUUUUAUAUAAUUAUGAUCUUAAAUUGUAAAGACUUAAUGUUGAAUGAUGUAGAUUAUUGGUAGAUAAACAAUUUAUCUAUUGAAAAA
Molecule: messenger RNA, 1528 nt
Organism: Ceratina calcarata
Lineage: Eukaryota; Metazoa; Arthropoda; Insecta; Hymenoptera; Apidae
Product: nucleolin
Exons: 4
Coding region: 149-1360 (403 amino acids)
Biological process (GO): ribosomal small subunit biogenesis
Cellular component (GO): nucleolus
Molecular function (GO): rRNA binding
Source: RefSeq, a predicted model, not a curated record